Molecule: messenger RNA, 2006 nt
Organism: Coniophora puteana RWD-64-598 SS2
Lineage: Eukaryota; Fungi; Basidiomycota; Agaricomycetes; Boletales; Coniophoraceae
Exons: 2
Coding region: 38-1936 (632 amino acids)
Biological process (GO): DNA-templated transcription initiation; transcription preinitiation complex assembly; transcription by RNA polymerase III
Cellular component (GO): nucleus; transcription factor TFIIIB complex; transcription preinitiation complex
Molecular function (GO): RNA polymerase III type 3 promoter sequence-specific DNA binding; RNA polymerase III general transcription initiation factor activity
Source: RefSeq, a predicted model, not a curated record
UCCUACUGCACCGUAUUUCUGUAGCACUCGACGCUUUAUGCUUUGUGCCGAGUGUGGUCAACAGACGGAAUGGGACGACUCAGUAUGCUCGCGCAUCUGCACCCAUUGCGGCACACUCGUGGACGCUCAGCAGGCCCUGUUAUCCCACGAUGCCUUUGAGAACUCAACAAAUACUUCAAGUCGCGCACCCCUCAAGAGCCUGCGGACAGGUUGGUCCCUCCACCAGGACAAAAGUACUCGUGAUGCGCGCCAUCUUCACGCACACAACACAUUCAUUGCCUCCAUUCUCAAUCGGCUCUCCCACCCAGGUCAUGCAGCCCGCGCCCAAACCCUCUUCUCUCUUGCCAUGGAGAAGACGGCGUCCAGAUGGGGACGAAAAGCAAAGUUGUUAGCAGGUGCUUCCAUCGCUAUUGCACUCAGAGAGGCUCACACAUCGACCCCAUUACAUGACCUCGCUCAGAUGCUAGACGUCUCCCCGCCUUCUCUUUCGAGAACUUUAUCUUCCCUUAUCUCCACCCUCAACUUUACGCUUGACCCACUGGAUCCUUCCGCCCACUUUCCUCUUCUCAUAUCCCACCUUCGGUUUCUACUUGAAGCCAACCCACCGCAGCUGCCUGCCGACCUGGUCAAGCGUCUCGCAGGCACAAAUUGGAUAGAAGUGAGUGCAACAGGAUCAGCACUGGCCGCUCUUCCCGCUAGAAUUGACCCUGAUCAUUCACUCUUGAGGCUUCCAACGCCUCCAACUGCAUGCGCUCUAUUGAUACUAGCCCUCGAAGCGGAGGCGCGCACACCUAUACCAAGUCUCGAGCCCCUUGAAGGUUCCCUGGCCUCUCGCUAUGCCUUAUCACAAGUCGUCGUCGGAUCUCGCUAUCGUGCGCUUUCUGACCUGAUCUUGCUCGCGGCUGCACACGUACCGUGGCUUGACUCAGAGGACAUACAGGAACCGACCUCGAAGAAACGGAAACGAGCUAAAGUACCCCGCAGACUGCGUAUCGCACGCAUCAUCAAAGAUACGCUUCAAUUCCAUGCAUUGCCUCGAGAAGAACCGCACUUCGAUAUAGACUUGAACAAGUCGAAUCAGUGCAGUCUAAGUGAAGACGACGAGACAGAGACCGAGCCUCCGCGCAAGAAACGGCGGAAGCCCGACCUAGAUUCCUCAAAAUCGUUUCUCCUCAAUCCGCUUUCUUCUGAUUUACCCCCUUCUCCGCCUUCGUCACCUCCACGUUCACCUACGCGGCCAUACCGUCCACCCUCCGGCCUUCUCAGCGCCUGCACGCUGCUCUCCACAUCGCCCACUCGCGCACCGACACGUUCCUCUGCACUCUUGCGUCUCCUUAACGCAGAUGACGACGCAGAGGUCAUACCAGAUGACCUCCUUUUCGCGCCGGGUGAGCUAGAUUCCGUGUUUCGCUCUCAAGCUGAGCAAGAGGCUCUGGCGCCUCUGUUCCGACUCGAGUGGGGUGAAGACGACCCCGAAAACAGGCAUGACACUCGGGGUCCGGGCGCGACGAAAGGUGCGUCCAGGAAGGCAGGCGCUCAGCGGGAGAAGCCGGAGAAAGGACAAGGGUCCAGCAAGAUCAACAUGGACGCCUUCAACGAGCUCAUGGCGACAAACUCUCAUGACGAUGAUGAUGAUGACGGCAAUGACGAUAUAGACUUUGAUUGCCUAGAUGAUGAUGCUGUGGCUCCUGGUGCACCACUCGAUACUGGUCUAGAAGAUGAAGAGGCCGACGAGUGGUCCAGCGGAGAUCGUUGGCUGCCACCUUCCAAUAAUGUCCGCACACCGCCCCGAAAUACUGCGCUGGCAACUACAGAUGAAGAAGAGGUUCUGGAGGCUUGGCGUCCCCUCACGCCUUCUCCUACCCGAGGACGUAGCCGUGGUGGAGCGAUGGGCUGGGGAAGCGGGGCCGCAGAAAGAUACGAUGAAGAGUACUGAGACUUGGCUUUUUAGAACAUAGACGUACUAUACUAUACUCUACAUAUUGAAAGCAUACUUUGCAUAAUCC